CCCGUUUCCCGCUGCAGAGGAAGCGGCGAGGCCGCCGCUCCCGGCGGAUGUCCGGCCGCGGCCAUGGCGCUGGCGGAGGCGGGAGCCCGCGGGCGGCUCCUGCGCUGGCCUCGCGUCCUGCUCUUCGGAGACUCCAUCACUGAGUACUCCUUCCAGGAAAAUGGCUGGGGGGCAUAUCUUGCUGAGAGACUGGUCAGGAAAUGUGAUGUUGUGAACCGUGGGAUCUCAGGGUACAACACCAGAUGGGCUAAGUUGAUUCUUCCUAGACUGAUCACUGAAAGUACUGGUGCUGACAGUAUUGCUGCAGUUACUAUUUUCUUUGGAGCCAAUGACAGUGCUUUAAAAGAGCUGAACCCUAAGCAGCACGUUCCUUUGGAGGAGUACGCCGCCAACCUGAAGAGCAUGGUGCAGUACCUGAAGUCAGUAGACAUUACUGCAGACAAGAUUAUUUUGAUUACACCCCCACCUCUUCAGGAAUCAGCUUGGGAAAAGGCAUGUCUUGCCAAAGGUGACAAACUGAACCGCUGCAAUGCCACCACGGGGCAGUACGCCCAGGCCUGCGUGCAGGUGGCCAGGGAGUGUGGCACAGACGUGCUCGACCUCUGGAGCCUGAUGCAGAAGAAUCAGGAUUUCUCUUCCUAUUUGUCGGAUGGUCUUCAUUUAUCAACAAAAGGCAACAGCUUUCUAGCAGCUCAGCUUUGGUCACGCCUGGAAAACAAACUGUCUGCCCUGCCUUCUCUGCUUCCUUACUGGCGUGAUGUGGACCACACGAACCCCGAGGCCAGUCUCCUGUGACAGCCCUGCAGGGAGGAGCCAGGACAGCCAUGAUAGACAGAGCCAGCUCAUUGUGCAGAGGUGCUGCAAACUGUGUCCUCAGGGAACAUGGCACUGGGGAGUCUCCAACAAUGCUCUUCUCUGUCUCCUUCUCUUGGUCUGUGGGAGAAUAAAGGUGAGACCACU
Molecule: messenger RNA, 960 nt
Organism: Serinus canaria (Common canary)
Lineage: Eukaryota; Metazoa; Chordata; Aves; Passeriformes; Fringillidae
Gene: IAH1
Product: isoamyl acetate hydrolyzing esterase 1 (putative)
Exons: 6
Coding region: 64-795 (243 amino acids)
Molecular function (GO): hydrolase activity, acting on ester bonds
Source: RefSeq, a predicted model, not a curated record